AUGCGCUAUUCAUUCACCGUCACCGCCUUGAGCCUCCUCUCAUCGGCUUUUGCCAUCACCGUCACCACUCCAUCAUCGGGCACGGUGUGGGAUUUCUCUACUGCCAAAACUAUCAAAUUCACUAGCGAGUCUGGUGAUCCUUCAGUAAUCAGCAUCAUCCUUCGAACUCAGGAUGGCUCCUUCCAGACCAAAUUGGCGGAUAACGUCAAGACCUCUGACGGCGAAUACACGACCCAGCCUAACCCUAGCAUCUCCAGCGGAAACGACUAUGAGAUCCAGAUAAUUGAUUCUGCUGGCCAGCUCGCCAUCAGUGACAUUUUUACUGUCAAGAAGGGCGCUUCGGAUGAUGGUACCACAUCCUCAUCUUCUUCCACCUCGUCUUCUACCUCCUCUUCUUCCACCACCACCUCCUCCUCCACUUCUUCUUCCGCGACAUCUAGUGCGACCACUUCUACAUCCGUCACUUCCACCCUUACAUCCUCGGUGUCUUCAACUCCCACGUCGUCGACUAGCUCCACCACCACCGCAUCCUCUUCUAUCUCUUCUUUCACGACCACCUCUUCCACGUCUUCCGAAACUUCAUCCACCAGUGCCUCUGCCUCCGCUCCACAGUCCGCUGGUGCUGGGUCGUCUCAGUUCAGCGCUCCUAAGGGAGCUAUGGCUCUACUCGGUGCUGCUUUCGCGCUCUUCUACGUCUAG
Molecule: messenger RNA, 699 nt
Organism: Penicillium canariense
Lineage: Eukaryota; Fungi; Ascomycota; Eurotiomycetes; Eurotiales; Aspergillaceae
Product: GPI anchored serine-threonine rich family protein
Exons: 3
Coding region: 1-699 (232 amino acids)
Source: RefSeq, a predicted model, not a curated record